AUGGAGCCACAAAUAAUAAAGAACAAGCCACUUUCAAAAGAUGAAAGCAAAGCCUUACUCGAACUUAUUGAAAUGAGCAAAAUUAUAAUAUCUAAAGCCACAAACGCCAGCAGCAAUAAAAUGAAAGAUAAAGAGUGGGUACGAAUAGCCGAGCAGUUUAAUGCUACAGCAACAAGUUGUCGUCGGACACCACAACAGCUUCGGCUGAAAUGGGAGAAUUUAAAGAAGAAUGCACGUAAACGUUGCACUAAAAUAAGAAUGAACAACAUAAACACUGGCGGUGGUGUUGGUAAAAGGAAAUUGCAGGGUGAUGGGUCGAAAUCUGCUAGAGAUCGUGCCAUUGCAGAAUAUUAUACAUUUAAAAAACUGUGCCUGGAGUCAAAAUUAGAAAAUAAAAAACUUAAAUUAGAAAAUGAAAAACUUCUAUUAGAAAUAGAAAAUUUUAAGAAAUAG
Parnassius apollo (apollo) is the source of this 453-nucleotide messenger RNA. The record is from the annotation of a GenBank genome assembly. NCBI's taxonomy places the organism in Eukaryota, Metazoa, Arthropoda, Insecta, Lepidoptera, Papilionidae.